This is a messenger RNA of Colletotrichum acutatum, 377 nucleotides long. RefSeq lists its product as uncharacterized. The transcript has a single exon. The record is from RefSeq and is a predicted model, not a curated record. Lineage: Eukaryota; Fungi; Ascomycota; Sordariomycetes; Glomerellales; Glomerellaceae. The coding region runs from base 33 to 362 and encodes 109 amino acids.
CCUUGCCGCGAUUGUGAUGGGGACUCCUGCCCAUGUUAAUUUUCUGUACCCUAGUCAUCAUCCACUCUUGCUCCGCAAAGGGAAAGCAGGGCAAGGCAAGGCACAUAGGGUUCGCAGCGGGGCCGGCGCGGAGAAGGCACUGGACAGGUUCACUCAGUCAAAUCGGCAGGGCAGGCAUGGGAGGGGCACCGGCUCUCGAAAGACAGAAAGCAAGCAAGCAAGCAAUUGAGCAAGCAAUACAACGCACGUCGCACGCCGCACACAAGAGACAGAUGAGUAAAGCGGGUUUCCUGCGAGAUGUGGAAACGCAAGGCAAGGCAAGGCAAGGCAAGACACGACAGAAUCCGCUGACCCAGACCUGAUCAGACCAGCCAGCC